Molecule: messenger RNA, 1907 nt
Organism: Eruca vesicaria subsp. sativa (arugula)
Lineage: Eukaryota; Viridiplantae; Streptophyta; Magnoliopsida; Brassicales; Brassicaceae
Source: the annotation of a GenBank genome assembly
UUGCAAUUCAGUGGAAACCCUAACUCCAGAAUCCAAAUGUUGAUGGGUUUGUCGAUUUAAAACUGUUUCCUCUUCCCCAAAUCAACCGAGAAGACAUGAAUUCUCUAAAAUCUUUGAGCUACAGUAGCAUCAGAGAAGCUCUAUCUCAAACAAAGUUAUCAUCUUUAUCUCCUCUCUACUCUUAUAACCAAAGGAGAUGGCUAAAGCCCGUAGAUUCAGCGCAAACCAGGUUAGAGUCCCGAACACGAGACAACCGUUUAGACAAACUCAUUGUCCAGACCAGGAAGCUAAACAUCAUCCUCGAGAUAACCAAACUCAUGUGUAACAAAAAGCGUGGUCCUUUCGUCUCUCUCCAGCUCAUGUCUCGCUGGAAGAAUCUCGUUGGUUUGAAUGUAAGCAUUGGAGCUUUCGUGGGUAAGUAUCCUCACGCCUUUGAGAUUUUCAGACAUCCUUGUCGGAGGAAUUUGUGUUGUCGGGUUAGUGAGAAACUGAGGGAUUUGAUUGAGGAAGAAGAGAGUGUUGUUAGAGAGUGUGAGGUUGAUGCUGUAAGAAGGGUAAAGAAGUUGUUGUUGAUGUCUAGAAAAGGUUGUCUGAAUGUUCAUGCUUUGAGGUUGAUGAGAAAAGAAUUAGGUUUGCCUGAGGAUUUUCGAGAUUCUGUUUUGGCUAAGUAUACUUCAGAGUUCAGGUUAAUUGAUUUGGAGACUUUGGAGCUAGUUGAUGGUAAUGGUAAUGAUGAUGAGAGUUUGUGUGUGGCUAAAGUUGAGGAGUGGAGAGAAGUUGAGUACAGAGAGAAAUGGUUGAGUGAGUUUGAGACGAACUACGCGUUUCCUAUUAAUCUUCCUACAGGUUUCAAGAUUGAGAAAGGGUUCAGAGAAGGGUUAAGGAGCUGGCAGAGAGUUCCUUAUGUGAAGCCUUACGAGAGAAAGGAGAUUUCAAGAAGUGUAGAGAGGUUUGAGAAGAGAGUUGUUGCAGUUAUCCACGAGCUUCUGAGCUUGACUGUGGAGAAGAUGGUUGAAGUUGAGAGACUAGCUCAUUUUCGUAAGGAUCUUGGGAUCGAAGUGAACUUGAGGGAAGUGAUAUUGAAGCAUCCUGGGAUUUUCUAUGUAUCGACUAAAGGAAGUACGCAGACUUUGUUUCUUAGAGAAGCUUAUAGUAAAGGGUGUUUGAUUGAGCCGAAUCCGGUUUACAAUGUGCGGAGGAAGAUGCUGGAGCUUGUGUUGUUGGAAAGGCGGCACUCUAAGGAACUGGUACAAACUCAUGAGGAGGAGAAAGAUGUUGAGAUAAGGUAUGAUGAAGAUUGGGAAGGAGAGAGAGAUGGAGACUGGGUCUUACCAAUUCUGGGGAAAUGAUUCAAAUGAAAGCUGAACAAGAUUGUAGAAGCAGUGGAGUUUGAGCAAAACUCCCAUCAUGUAUGGAAGUUUCAAGUGAAAUCAGAUUGAAGUUGUUGUAAGAAGGUUGGAGAGAAGUGGAGGACAAUGAUACUGAUGUGGGCAGGAGUCGCAGAAACUGUCGUAAGAGAUAUAAAAAGUUAGUUAAAACUUUGCUUACAGUCGACAUUCUAAGUAGAGGCAGAGGAAUGUAAUUAGAAAGUAGAAGAUUACUUGUGGAGGGAAUGUAGCUUGUUUUUUAAAGUCUUCUGCAAAAGAGUGAUGUGAUCUGCUUAUUAUUCUAGUCCUCUCAAAUUCUCAAUGGUUCUUCCUGUCUUAUGUCUCUACACAUUUUAGUUUUGUGGCCAUAUGUGUGAUGUGGAUUAAAUUGUAGCAAAAAGGAAACUGUUUGAUGGGUUUUGAUCAUAGAUUUUAUUUUUCUUUUUUGAGCAAUCUUAAAAUUGUUUUGAAAAUAUAUUUACUUCUGAGUUCCCCAUUCUUGGAGCCUGUCUUGUUCUAUCUUAUGUUCCGGUUUGAUGC